Messenger RNA from Debaryomyces fabryi, 1437 nucleotides. It is a transcript of the gene SCW11, whose product is annotated as putative glucan endo-1,3-beta-D-glucosidase. The transcript has a single exon. Gene Ontology annotation, biological process: cell wall organization; carbohydrate metabolic process. Gene Ontology annotation, cellular component: extracellular region; cell surface; fungal-type cell wall. NCBI's taxonomy places the organism in Eukaryota, Fungi, Ascomycota, Pichiomycetes, Serinales, Debaryomycetaceae. The record is from RefSeq and is a predicted model, not a curated record. Gene Ontology annotation, molecular function: glucan endo-1,3-beta-D-glucosidase activity; 1,3-beta-glucanosyltransferase activity. Bases 1 to 1437 code for a protein of 478 amino acids.
AUGAUAAGUUCUACCUACUUUCUUUCAUUCUUUUUGCUUAUACAAGUAAUUUUUGGUGCUCCAGUUGCAAAAUUAAUUACAAGAGUUCAUACUGCUGAUGCUGUCACUAAAAUGAACACUUACACAACAGGCACAACUACUGUCAAUUUACCACCAGUUGAAAUUUUUAUUUCAAACGGUGUCACUUAUACUUUCACUUUAAACAAUGAAGCUGCUGCGGCUCCAACUACUAUGACUUCCAUUUAUACAGAUGAUAGUGAUAACAACAACAACAACAACAACGACGACGACGAAAAUAAUAAUAGUACACCAGCUCAGACACCUGCUGCUACUACAUCUCCUUCAACAAAUAAUGGAGAAAAUGGUUCUCCUACUGCUGCAAAUUCUCCUAAUGAUUACACUCCUGCUGCAACAGGUAAUACUCAAGACAAUACCCCAACUUCAACGAGCAGCCCACAAGGCAAUGCACCAAGCUCAACAAACAGUCCAGAUGACACUAAGCCAUCUUCAACUAACGGAGCACAAACUACUACUUCUCAACAGAAUACCAUUUCUUCUUCAACGACAGAUGAAGAAACAACUAGCUCCACAGAAUCCACAACUUCAAGCUCAGACUCAACUUCUUCAGCUUCUUCAGGAAGUAUUUCUGCACCAUCUGCAAUUGCAUAUUCCCCUUAUACAGACGAUGGAGGUUGUAAGGACACUUCUACUAUUGAGUCAGAUUUAGAAUUAAUUUCAAGUAAAGGAAUCAACAAGAUUAGAGUUUAUGGUACCGACUGUGGAUUAUACGAUACUAUUAUUCCAAAAGCUAAAGAUUUGGACAUGAAAAUUAACCAAGGGUUUUGGAUUUCAGAUGCAGGUGUAGACUCAAUUGAUGACUCUGUUUCUGAAUUUAUUGAAUGGGGCUCCAAUAAUGGAUACGAUGUUAUCGAUUUCAUCACUGUGGGAAAUGAAGCUAUUAACUCGAACUUCUGUUCUGUUUCUGAUUUAAUUAGCAAGAUUAAGAGCGUCAAAUCGAAGUUACAAGAUGCAGGGUAUAAUGGAAAAGUUACUACUUCAGAGCCACCUGCUAUCUUUGUCGACAACCCAUCCUUAUGUAAGAAUUCAAAUAUUGAUUUCGUUGGUAUUAAUCCUCACUCUUAUUUUAAUACCGUUAUUGGCGCUAAUUUAGCAGGCUGGUAUGUCACUAGUGAACAAUCUUUAGUAUCUAAGGCUUGUGAUAUGGAUGUCGUCAUUACUGAAACUGGUUACCCAUCCAAGGGAAGUAGUAACGGAGAUAACUACCCAUCUGCCGAAAACCAAGAAAUUGCUAUCAAAUCAAUUAUCGAAAAGACCAAUGGUCAAGUUACAAUUUUAAGUACAUACAAUGACAUGUGGAAACAUCCUGGACCACACGAUAUUGAACAAUAUUUUGGGGCUAUCGAUUUGUUCUCUUAA